Molecule: messenger RNA, 303 nt
Organism: Necator americanus (New World hookworm)
Lineage: Eukaryota; Metazoa; Nematoda; Chromadorea; Rhabditida; Ancylostomatidae
Exons: 4
Coding region: 1-303 (100 amino acids)
Source: RefSeq, a predicted model, not a curated record
AUGCACGCCAUCCUCGGACUUCUUCUAGCGAUGGUAGCGGCAGUAGCAGCAUUCUCGAACAGGGUUCGACAAUACGAGUGGACCAAUCGCAAAUGGGUUUGGAGUACUAUAGACAGCUCAAAUUACACAAAUGGUGACUUUUUCAUACGAUCCGCAAAAUGGAUUCCGUCAGGAGGAGCCGGUCUCGUCUCCGGCAGAGGAAAUUUCCGACCAGGAUUCACAGGAAGAGAUUGGAGGAGUGCUAUGGCAGAACCAAAUUUCAACAAGAGAUCCGCACAACCAUGGUUCAGCGAGGACUAUUAG